Molecule: messenger RNA, 2653 nt
Organism: Frankliniella occidentalis (western flower thrips)
Lineage: Eukaryota; Metazoa; Arthropoda; Insecta; Thysanoptera; Thripidae
Gene: 14-3-3zeta
Product: 14-3-3 protein zeta
Exons: 5
Coding region: 259-1002 (247 amino acids)
Biological process (GO): signal transduction
Cellular component (GO): cytoplasm
Source: RefSeq, a predicted model, not a curated record
CUUCGACUUUGACUCCGGAGUCCUCUGGCAUCCGCCAUUAGAGCCCCUCUUCCGAGCCGAGCCGAGGGAUCUCUGAGAGUGGAGGCCUGAAAAAAUUGAAAUUGUGUGUCCAGUCCGGUGUGCAAGUGCCCUAGGAACUGUCCCAGAACGGAUAAACUUUAAUAGAGCACAGGCACACCCUCCCGGUUGGUGUCUGACUGAGCGUGUGAGCCGCUCGACCCUUACUCGCACACACAACUCCCCCUCACACACACAGCCAUGUCUGUCGACAAGGAAGAGCUGGUCCAGAGGGCGAAGCUGGCCGAGCAGGCCGAGCGCUACGACGACAUGGCGGCCGCCAUGAAGGCCGUGACGGAGACCGGCGUCGAGCUGUCCAACGAGGAGCGCAACCUGCUGUCCGUGGCGUACAAGAACGUGGUCGGCGCCCGGAGGUCGUCCUGGAGGGUCAUCUCCAGCAUCGAGCAGAAGACGGAGGGCUCCGAGCGGAAGCAGCAGAUGGCCAAGGAGUACAGAGAGAAGGUCGAGAAGGAGCUGAGGGAGAUCUGCUACGACGUCCUGGGUCUCUUAGACAAAUAUCUGAUCCCUAAGGCAAGCAAUGCAGAAAGCAAAGUUUUCUACCUGAAGAUGAAGGGUGACUACUACAGGUAUCUAGCAGAGGUCGCACAGGGUGAAAACAGAAACACUGUGGUGGACGAUUCCCAGAAAGCGUACCAGGAGGCGUUUGACAUAGCGAAGUCAAAGAUGCAGCCUACACACCCUAUCAGGCUUGGCCUAGCCCUCAACUUCUCAGUGUUCUAUUACGAGAUUAUCAAUUCCCCUGCAAGGGCCUGCCAUUUGGCUAAACAGGCCUUCGACGACGCGAUCGCGGAGCUGGACACACUCAACGAGGACUCAUACAAGGACUCCACCCUUAUCAUGCAGCUGUUGAGGGACAACCUUACACUCUGGACUUCCGACACACAAGGAGAUGCGGAUGAACCACAAGAAGGUGGCGAUAACUGAGCUUUCCUUCCUAAUCCCCUCCAUAAUUAAGUUUCACAAAAAAAUCAAGAAAACCGGAAAAUGUCAGUCUUUGUACAAAAAUUGUGUACCUCCCUUCUAUGGUCCCCAAAGUCAAUGUUCCCUCCCAUGGCCUAUGUUUCCUAUCUGCUCUUUUUUAUGGUCUUGUAUCUCAGUGUCUCCUCCUCCUUUCCCAUCAGACUCUUGGGUCUCUGAGGGGAAUGUGACUGUUCUCCUCUGCAGGCUUAGCUGGUAUGUUGGCUUGCACUUGAACAUAGUUGCAGCUCUGAAAAGUAAAGCAGUUCAAGCAGUAAUGGAGGGUAGGCCUACAGAAAACUCCAGCCCUUUGAUUAGUGGUGUUUGGAAUUAUUUCUCAAUUUCACUUCUACUUUUAAAAUGGUUGUACUUUUCCCCUCAUGAAACUUGCAGUUGGCUUGGUCAAUGUAAACUUCAGAAAACCUGAUACGCUUUAACCAGUCAUCUCCUCUUUUCUCAGAGUUCGUCAAUGUGUGUUCUUUCGGUCGAAAUUACCUCAGAGACCACAGUAGUUUACCAGUUUAUGUCAUAAAUGUUCCCUUUACCAUAUGAAUGUACAUUUUUUACUUGUAAGGUGUAAGCCCUUGUAUGUGAAUUUUAAUCAGUUUGAUGUUUCGGACCACAAAAAUUAAUAAAACAUUCAUCAAAGAUUGUAACUCUUCAGUGUCUUCUUUUUUUAUUUGACCUGUUUUGCAAAGUAUGAGAUUGUUCACAUGCUGUCCUUUCCUGAAAUUGUUCCUCUUGACCUGCAUUAAAUUGCUUUUAUAAAAAAAAUUGUUACUCGUGUGUCUAUGGUAGUUCAAGGGUAUCUUAAGGAACAUGCUAAAGCUGGGAAAAGAUUGGAGGAAGCAUCCUUUCUAAGCUUUACCACUAUUUUGAAGGAACAAGUUCUUGGACAUAAACCUUAAUUCUACCUGGAGGAUCUGGUAUAUUCUGUGUGCUAGUUAUUUGUAUGUCAAUUGUCUUCAGAAUGUAAGUUUCUUCAUUUCAUUUGUGAAAUGUUGUACUCAUUCAAGCUAGACUUAUCACUUUUAAACUGGAGUAGUUUUGCUGGAUGUACAUCAUCUCAUUGUGUUUGUAUUUAAAGUAUGCAUUUUUUUAACAUUUUUUUUAAAAAUCUUUGUUUGACCUUUGGCUAUGGAGUAGCGUGCAUUGCAAAAUGAAUUUUAAUGUCCAAAAGUAGCUUGUUUUAUCGAUUUUCAGUGUACUUCACUGACCAGGAAAGUUUUUGGAUCUUACUGAGCAAGCUGGUCGGAGCAUAUUUGGAAACAUUUACAUUUUUUCUUAACUCUGGCAACAUUGUUAAAGGAAUAAUGGGCAGUGUUCAGCAAGUGUUUGUCAUUUCCAUAUGUGUGUGUGAGAGCAAGUCAAGGGCUUCUAGAUGUUCCUUUCUAUGCCUUUCUAUUUUUUUACACUUUUGUUACUGCCCACUUAGUGCAGAUUUUCAUCUUGGAUGUACGAACCUUUACUUACUUAGAUUAGUUUCAUUUGUUAUUCUCCGAGGAAGAAAGGGAGAGGAGGCUGUUAUGCGAUCUAAACUGUCAAGAGCAUCAUUUUAAUACACACCCAUUAUUUCUCGGUUUUUACAUUUUAUUUACAAUAAAAUGUUUCUUUUUUA